AGCAGCCUCCGGAGCGGAGACGCUGGAAAUGCCACGAAGGGAAGUGUGAGCCGUGACGUUCCUGUGCCUCCUGCAGACUCGUCCCCGCAAGAUGUCGGCCCUGCGGACGCGGACGCUGCCCACCCUGCUGCUGCUCCUCACCGCCACAUGCCUGGGGGAACUUCUGGAUAUUUGCGGCUAUAUCGACCCUGAGUCUCCGGUUGUGCAGCUUGGUUCUAAUUUCACUGCGGUCUGUGUGCUCAAGGAAAAAUGUAUGGAUUAUUUACACGUCAACGCUGACUACAUCUUCUGGAAGACAAACCACGUGACGGUGCCUCGCGAGCAGUACACUGUCAUCAACAGCACGGCGUCGAGCGUCACCUUCCCAGACUUCUCCCUGUUAAACACCCAGCUCACCUGCAACAUCCGCACGUUCGGGCAGAUCGAUCAGAACGUGUAUGGGAUCAGCAUCGUUUCCGGCCUGCCUCCAGAAAAACCUAAGAACUUGAGUUGCAUCGUGAACGAAGGGAAGAGAAUGACCUGUCAGUGGGACCCGGGGCGGGAGACGUAUCUGGAGACAAACUUCACCCUCAAAUCUGAAUGGGCAACGGACAAGUUUCCUGACUGUAAGACGAAGCGCGGCAGCCCCCCUGCGUGCACCGUGGAGUACCUGCCCGUGUACUUCGUCAACAUGGAGGUCUGGGUGGAGGCGCGGAACGCCCUGGGGGAGGCCACGUCCGAGCACAUCAACUUCGACCCCGUGAAUAGAGUGAAGCCCGUUCCUCCGCGCAACGUGUCCGUCAGCAACUCGGAGGAGCUGUCCAGCAUCUUGAAGCUGACCUGGGUCAACUCCAGCAUCGACAAGUUCAUCGGCCUGAAGUACGACAUCCAGUACCGGGCCCGGGGCACCGCGGCCUGGAGCCAGAUUCCUCUUGAAGACACAGCGUCCACCCGCUACUCCUUCACGGUCCAGGACCUGCGGCCCUUCACGGAGUACGUGUUCCGGGUGCGCUGCAUGAAGGAGGACGGCCAGGGCUUCUGGAGCGACUGGAGCGAAGAGGCGCGGGGGACCACGUACGAGGACCGACCAUCCAAGGCGCCGAGCUUCUGGUAUAAGGUGGAGCCGUCCCCUGCUCACGGCUACAGGUCCGUGCGGCUCCUGUGGAAGACCCUGCCUCCGUUUGAAGCCAAUGGGAAAAUCUUGGAUUACACAGUGACUCUCACGAGAUGGAAAUCACAUUCACAAAACUACACAGUCAACGACACGAAGCUGACCGUGAACCUCACCAACGAUCGCUAUAAAGCAGCCCUGACAGCCAGGAACCUGGUCGGCACGUCCGACGCCGCUGUGCUCACCAUCCCUGCCUCUGACUUCCCAGCUACUCGCCCCGUAAGGGAUCUGAAAGCGUUUCCCAAAGACAACCGGCUGUGGGUGGAGUGGACCGCCCCCCGAGAGCCCGUGAGCAAGUACAUCCUGGAGUGGUGCGUGCUGUCGGACAAGGCGCCCUGCGUCCCCGACUGGCAGCAGGAGGACGGCGCCGUGCACCGCACCCACCUCACAGGGAGCCUGGCAGAGAGCACCUGCUACCUGAUCACGGUCACCCCGGUGUACGGCGACGGGCCGGGGAGCCCCGAGGCCGUGAGGGCGUACCUGAAGCAAGCCCCGCCUUCCAAGGGCCCUAUCGUGCGGACGAAGAAGGUGGGGAAGAACGAAGCCGUCCUGGAGUGGGAGCAGCUCCCUGUCGACGUGCAGAACGGCUUCAUCAGGAACUACACCAUCUUCUAUAAAACCAGCCUGGGAAACGAGACGGCCGUGAAUGUGGACUCCUCCCACACGGAGUACACGCUGUCCUCGCUGACGAGCGACACGCUCUACAUGGUGCGCAUGGCGGCCUACACGGACGAGGGCGGCAAGGACGGCCCCGAGUUCACCUUCACCACCCCCAAGUUCGCCCAGGGCGAGAUCGAGGCCAUCGUGGUGCCCGUGUGCCUGGCGUUCCUGCUGCUCACGCUGCUGGGCGUGCUGCUCUGCUUCAACAAGCGGGACCUGAUUAAGAAGCACAUCUGGCCCAACGUCCCCGACCCGUCCAAGAGCCACAUCGCUCAGUGGUCGCCGCACACGCCGCCCCGGCAUAACUUCAACUCAAAAGACCAGAUGUUCUCGGACGGCGCGCUCACGGACCUGAGCGUGGUGGAGAUCGAGGCGAGCGACAAGAAGCCGCUCCCGGAGGAGCUCAAGGCCCUGGACCUGUUCCGGAAGGAGAAGCUGAGCACGGGCGGCCACAGCAGCGGCAUCGGCGGGGCCCAGGGGCCAGAGAGGUUGGAGACGGGUGGGGUGGAGGCCGCGCUUGACCUUGACGAGGGGCUGCCGAAGAGCUACCUCCCGCAGACAGUGCGGCCCGGCGGCUACGUGCCCCAGUGA
Molecule: messenger RNA, 2401 nt
Organism: Myotis brandtii (Brandt's bat)
Lineage: Eukaryota; Metazoa; Chordata; Mammalia; Chiroptera; Vespertilionidae
Gene: IL6ST
Product: interleukin 6 signal transducer
Exons: 16
Coding region: 92-2401 (769 amino acids)
Biological process (GO): cytokine-mediated signaling pathway
Cellular component (GO): membrane; signaling receptor complex; external side of plasma membrane
Molecular function (GO): cytokine binding; cytokine receptor activity
Source: RefSeq, a predicted model, not a curated record